Molecule: messenger RNA, 903 nt
Organism: Penicillium cinerascens
Lineage: Eukaryota; Fungi; Ascomycota; Eurotiomycetes; Eurotiales; Aspergillaceae
Exons: 3
Coding region: 1-903 (300 amino acids)
Source: RefSeq, a predicted model, not a curated record
AUGGACGAACUACAAGUCCAAGUCUCAGACCUCGAGAAAUCGGACUCAAAUGCAAACAUAGACAGAACUUCCGUCGAGGUCGAGAUGAGCGGCACGCGGGACCCGGUGAACGACACGGCGAAUUCUGGCCCGACGGCACCGUCGGAGCACAGUGAAGCCACACUCGCAGUGCUGGAGGAUACUACUCUGCCCGAUGCGCAACCCGUGGCCGAGUCCCCAACCCCCGCAAAGGAGAUUGCUGGUCGCAAAUUUCUCGAUUUGCUGGAAUCUCCAAUCGUCGAGAUCGUCGUCAGGCGUGAUGAUAGUGAGAUAGUGCUAGCGGCACAUCAGAAUCUUCUCCUAGAGUCGCCUUUCCUCGCCGAAUUCGUGAACAAUUUUGAACCAUCAGGCCCGCGACGCAUCAAUCUUUCGGGCGAGAACGUUGAAGCCCUCGUAUGCUUCCUGCAAUUCCAGUACACUCGGGACUACACCGUACCACCGGCUGAGAUUCCCUCCGAAGGGAUAGAUUCGAGCGGCAAACAGCUCCUACAACAUGCGCACGUAUACACACUGGCUGAAAAACUGGGACUGCCUGCGCUGAAAAACCUAGCGCAUACUAAAAUCCACCUGAUUAAGGGCACACCGAGUGGCGAGCUGGCCUAUGCUCGCUAUGUUUACACCCACACCUCGAAAAACGACACUGCGAUACGCAAACCCAUCGCGUCAUUUUGGGCUACCCGGGGUCAUGUUUUGCGACACGAACUCAAGGAAGAAUGGAAGAAGCUCUGCUUCGAAAUGCCCGACUUCAUGUUCGAUGUGUUGACCAUUGUUCUGGAUCGGAAAGAAAAAGAAAAGACCGGCCAGUCUGAGGCACAGUCAAGUGGCAGGGAUAGCGCUAGAAAACGCCCUCGAAGUGGCGUGUGA